UCAACUUUCAAUCGUUAAACAAGAUUGUAAAUUAUGCAAACGCUUUUGUUGCCGCCCACCGCUCGCUCCGGCAUCCUACCGCCGGUGGUGGGGCUGUUUCCUUCCCACCGCCGUGCGCUGUCCUUUAAUAUCGCUAGUAAUGUUGGUUUGUGUUCGCCAAAUUGUCUCUCCUCUGUCAAAACCCUUCAGUCUUCUUCUAAUUGUGGAGGAUCAAGAUACUCAUUCGCUAAACUCGCUUCGUCUCCGGUCACACCUGCUUUUACAUCUCCCAUCGACGAGUCGGAAAAGGCAAAACUUGCUCAGGUUGCAAAGAGAUUAGUGAACACAUCGAGGAAUUUCAAGAGGUUGGGUAGUUUAGGGUUUUGGGGACAGCUAGUGUGCACUGUGGUGGCUGCAGUGAUUCUGUCUUUUUCUAUUGUUGUUACUGGGAAGAUCACGUCGCCUGCCAGCUUCUAUGCCACUGCUGGUGGUAUUGCAGCUGCAUUUAUUUCAGUGUUUUGGUCAUUCGGGUAUAUUCGGCUUUCUGAGAAGCUUCGGAAAACUGCAAGUGACCCUUCUAAGGCUCCACCUCGUGCUGAUGUGGUGAGAAGCUUGAAAAAUGGCAUAGUAGUGAAUCUUCUGGGAAUGGGUGCUGCUAUUCUUGGAAUGCAAGCCACCGUGGGACUGCUGGUCGCAAAGGCUCUUACUUCCUCAGCUAAUCCAUAUUACCAGGGAGUCCCUCCUGGCUACAGUCCUGUUUUGGCAUUGGAUGUAUUCCUUGUGCAGGCAUCGGCAAACAACCUUUCUCAUUUUCUGGGGCUUGUUUUCUCAUUGGAGCUGUUGGGUCAUGACACACCAGCUUCAGAAACCAUACCAGUUCCCAAGGUUGCAUGA
Messenger RNA from Pistacia vera, 873 nucleotides. RefSeq names its product protein TIC 21, chloroplastic. NCBI's taxonomy places the organism in Eukaryota, Viridiplantae, Streptophyta, Magnoliopsida, Sapindales, Anacardiaceae. The record is from RefSeq and is a predicted model, not a curated record.